AUGUUGUUUGAUCGAAUUUGGCUUAUUUGGCCGGGCGUUGGAGACUGGAAUGGUCUAGCACAGGCGGAGAUUCCUUCACAGCCACCACACGGGGACCGAACGCCCAACGCCCAACGCCCGGAGCCCUCUGGGACGUGGGUUGGGAUCGGUGAGAAUACCACCUUCUCCUUCGGCGACCGCGACCGCGACCGCGAGGACUUCAACGUCGAAGACUCACCUCUUCAUGAUAGGACGGAGGACGCGUAA
Messenger RNA from Penicillium macrosclerotiorum, 246 nucleotides. RefSeq lists its product as uncharacterized. The transcript is spliced from 2 exons. NCBI's taxonomy places the organism in Eukaryota, Fungi, Ascomycota, Eurotiomycetes, Eurotiales, Aspergillaceae. Bases 1 to 246 code for a protein of 81 amino acids. The record is from RefSeq and is a predicted model, not a curated record.